AGUGUUCGUUUUUCUCAACCUCUGCACUUCCUCAUAAGCUCCAUAACCGCAUCGUUAUCAUCUCCUCCAACUCCCCUCUUCAUCUCUUGCAACAACUUUUCGUAUCUCUCGUUUGCAACAUUUCGCUCAUCCGCAACUUUACGGAUUCUCAAUUUUUUGAAUUUCCAGAUUUUUCUUCGCAACAAUCUCAAUUUUCAAGUCAAGUGUCUGAACAAAUCGAUGUGGAAUCGUCUGGAAGCAAGAAAAAAGUUCUUCGUGGUGCUGGGUUCAACAAAGAUGAGGAUCAUGUUCUUAUUAGUGCAUGGUUGAAUACUAGCAUGGAUGCCAUAAUUGGAAAUGACCAAAAACAUCAAACUUAUUGGCAACGAAUUGAGGAGUACUAAACCAAAACAAGUGGUUCGAGAGUAAUCGUACGGGCCGAAUGUUGUCUAAACGAUGGCAAAAAAUCCAGAAGGAGGUCAAUAGAUUUUCUGCAUGUCUUGCCACUUUAUAUGAGCAUAACCAGAGUGGCGCAACUCAGCAAGACAUGAUUGCAAAUGCGAAGGCUACGUAUGAAGCACUACACCAAAAAAAAUUCAAUCUUGAUCAUGCGUGGGUUUUGUUGAGGCACCAACCAAAGUGGUUACAAGUCGUAGAAUCUUUGAAAAAUAAUUCUACUUCAAAAACAAUAGUAGAAAUUGAAGAUGACAACAUUGAUACUGAGAAAAGGCCACUAGGAAACAAGGCUGCCAAGAUAAAAAUGAAAGAAGCCGCGAAGAACGACUCCACACCUAUUUCGGUGCAAAUUCAAAAGUUACAUGAGGAGAAAAAAGAAAGAGAUGGGAGGAAAAUGGAACUUAUUAAGAAGAAAGUUGAGCACGAUGAACAAAAACUCGACUUAAUCGACUUGAUUUUUAGACAAAAAUUAUGUCUAUGGACACAAGUGACAUGGACGAUGAAGAACGACUAUAUUAUUCCCAACUUAAAAUGAAAAUUCUUAGAAGUGAUGAAUAUUGAGUUGGGUAUUUAUUUCUUCUAUUUUCAAUUAAGGGGUUGUAUUUUGUUGGAUUAUUUGUGGCUGAAUUAAUUAAUAUGACUUUUAUUAUGAA
Molecule: messenger RNA, 1088 nt
Organism: Malus domestica (apple)
Lineage: Eukaryota; Viridiplantae; Streptophyta; Magnoliopsida; Rosales; Rosaceae
Source: RefSeq, a predicted model, not a curated record